Messenger RNA from Triticum dicoccoides, 1738 nucleotides. RefSeq lists its product as uncharacterized. The transcript has 7 exons. The record is from RefSeq and is a predicted model, not a curated record. Bases 218 to 1738 code for a protein of 506 amino acids. NCBI's taxonomy places the organism in Eukaryota, Viridiplantae, Streptophyta, Magnoliopsida, Poales, Poaceae.
AUCAGGCAGGUGGGCCCGAUCGGUUUUGCUCUCCCAGCUGUGUCUAUAGUCAGCUCUCUCUGGAGACGGUGACAUUUGAAAGGCUUCGCUCCUCUCCAGGCUGCGGCAAUAUAGAUCGAGAUCUCGUCUCAGCAAGAGGAGCUAGAGGUGUGGUGGUACGAGGUCUUGCUGCGUUGAUUGCCAAGCCGCCUGUAAGCUGGUCUGAUGGACGAAGAGGAUGAAGCUCGUGGAUCUCCUGGGAGAAGGCCCUGUGGCUGAAGAUUUGUCACCUGAUGAUGUUGUUUGGGCAUCAGAAGACUUAGAGGAGCAGCCAGGGUUGACCUCACGUCUCUCGGUGAAGCAUGUUGUUGAGGUCGUCCAGAAAUUUGAUGAUUACAAGAGGUGGCUUGUGGUAGAGAUCGGUUUCGAGGGAAUGCUAAAACUACCAUUGCUGAAAAAGAUAGAUCUGAGGAUGAGCGCGUGGGUUAUGAGGAAGGUGAAGGUGAAAUCGCGCACAAUUUGUGUAGAUGAAGAUCGUGUGAUUUUGUUUACGCCAGAGGAUUUUCAUAAAAAUUUUGGGGUCCCUUGUGGCAACCGGGCUGUUCGUGGGAGGGACGGUGAAAUCAGUAGCGCAGCAAUAGAAUUUAUAAAGCAGACAAUUGGGAUGGAUGGAUCACCUGCUCAAAAUCUUACAAUUGCAGAAGAUUUUCUAAACAGGGAUAUUUCAGAACAAUCUAGCAAGAUUGAGAAGGAUUGUUUUCAGAUUGCAUUUGUUGUUUUUGUCAUGGGAUACCUGUUGUGUCCAAGUACGAAGCAUGAGUACAAGGUGAUUGAUUUUUGGGGUGCUGUGUCUAAUCCAGAGUUGAUAUCACAAUUCAAUUGGUGCGAAUAUGUUGUUGAUUAUCUUAUGGCAGCUGUGAGGAAGUUGCAGUCCAAGUAUGAGAACAAGGCGCAGAUAGUUCAUCUGUUUGGUUGCCAUCUGUUCUUUCAGGUUUUCGUGCUGGACAACAUUGAUCUUGGGAUUUUCAACAUGCAGCAUUCUGUGUUCCCUCGCAUACAAUGCUUUCAUCAGAAAAGACUUUGGCAAAUGAUCUUGAUGGCGCGGUGCGAGCAGCAGGGGGUGGUAACAUAUGUGCCAGCAGCUGUGAGGCCUGCAGAUUCAGUGUGCUAUACUCGGGCAGUUGCGGCCAGUCCGUCGUGCAGAGGUGUGGCAUCAAUCCCAUCUUCUUCAAAGCAACCAGUGGUAGGGUUAGUUGAUACCCCCAAUCAUGGAGCAUCGAUGGCUUCUUCAAAUGUCAAGACAGGUGCAUUCAACUUUCUAGGAGAUCCUAUGUCAGCAAGUCGGUCAGUCGGUCCCGUUGAUUUCAGCAAGUAUCUCCCUCAGAUUUGCAAAGAUGAUCCGGUGCUGGAGGAGAUGAGCCUCAUGUUGAAACAGCACAAUGCGAAGUGUAUUUUGAGUACUACUAUGUUGCGUAACCAGUUGCAGUCCGAUAUGUUCGCUUUCGCUGAGAAAAUGGUUCCGUUUGUAAAAGACCGGUGCAGAUGUUGUGCAAAACGAGUAUUAUCCAAGUGCAUUACACUUUCCAGAACUGGUGAAGAGGAAGGUGGUGCAUCACGGGGAGGAGUGUUCGAAGUGGGGCGUCGUUUACAGAUGUCUGAUGAUGAAGGUUUUUUCUAUUCGGUAUGGGAAUUCAGGGUUGUAUUCACGGGUUCUCAGAUGCGCGGGAUGGCAUUGAUGAUGCUUAUCAGCAAAGAAUAA